AAUUUCUCCUGAGAAAUGGCCCUCUUCAAGACUAUUCCCUCCAUAGACAGAACAAAACCAUUCCCAUGAAGAAGAAGAAGGCAGAGCAUGAGCAUGAAGGAGACCAAGAAGAUGAAGAGCAGCAAGAGCUCGAAAUCCUCAAGGCAGUUGCGCAGGCCUGGUACGGCCAUUCGGGCAGCUCCCAAGCCACCAGCGAGUUCGAUGCCCGCCGCCUCAGCUUCAGGGCCCAACCCUCAAGGUUCGGGCUCGAGGCAAUGAACAAGAACGAGCUGUCAUCGAUGUCGUCGUUGUCCAAGGAGCGUAGAUUCAGCAGGAGCAUGGCCAGCGGCUAUUGGGACUUCAGGCAAUCCCUGUGGGACUCCUACGAGAUACUGGCAGUUUCUAGGAAGCUCGAGUCGGGGAUGGUGUUGGAUGACCCGUUCAUGGCGGAUCACCAGGAUCAGGUCAUCAGGCGGCGGAGGGAGAGUAAGAAUAGCCUCAGGAACCUGUUCAAUCUCAUGUCCUCGCGGAGAUUCAAUGAGUCGAAUGUCCCACAAGAACAGGAUUCGAAAUUUUGAUCUAAUACUCGGACUUCAGAGUAUUUUGCUUAUCCGAGUUUCAUGCUCAUCAUCAUUGAUAUAUGACAACUCUUAACAUA
Molecule: messenger RNA, 637 nt
Organism: Punica granatum (pomegranate)
Lineage: Eukaryota; Viridiplantae; Streptophyta; Magnoliopsida; Myrtales; Lythraceae
Source: RefSeq, a predicted model, not a curated record